CUGCCCCUCGCACAGGCUAAUCUCCAGGGGGAAAGAUGGCGGCCUCCGCCGAUGCGAUGGAUGCGGCAGAAAAGGCAAGAGGGAAAUACGCUGCCCUCUCCUUUGCUACCAUUGCUGUUGUGGUGGGACUGCCCCUUUGGUGGAAAACAACGGAGACCAACCGGGCCUCGCUGCCUUACUCCGAGAUCGCCAACUUGGACACUCUGCUGUUCCAGCUGACUGUGCCGAUCUCGGUUGUGUUUGCCAAAGGGACUCUGCUGGGGGACCAGGAGAGGAAGCUCCCCUUUAAAGAGGAUCAGGAGGCAGAGACUCCCUUAAACCCGAAGACCAGCGUGACAGCCCACUAUCAGAUAUCCUAUCGGCGUGCCACUCCCCAGGAAGAACAGGUGCUGUCCCAGGUCUCUGGACAAGGCACAGGUGAAGUGGCGCUGCCAGCACAAGAGGCCCCGGCAGGCUCGCUCACCAUCUAUGUGAUACCUUCCAGUUCUCGUCUUUUGCCACAGGAGACGACUAUGUACGUCGGCAAGCGCCGCAGUGCCGUCAUUCGGGCCCCGCAAGGUGCAGCGGAUGUGCUGGCAGCCAUGGGUGCACAAAUACAGCAGGUGACCCGGGUCAUGUCCUUCUCAGCCGAGUCCAUCACAGGGGCCCUCUCUGACCGCAUGCCCAUCCUCCAGCCGGGUACUGAGUGGAAGCGGCCCUUCAAAUCCAGCUUAGCUGUCCGUCGCUACGUGGAGCCCCUCCUGGGCAAGCUGAGAGUGGUGGCAGAGAUCUCCGUGGACUCACAGAUCCUCUACUAUGCAGCACUGGGGGUCGUGCCCCGCUUUGAUGCGCCUUCCUCCAGCUUCAUACUCAGUGCUCACAGCCUGCCCCAUGUCAUUAACCCCGUGGAAGCCAGGCUGGGUUCCAGUGCUGCCUCGCUCUACCCCGUGCUCAAUUUCCUGCUGUAUAUCCCGGAGCGUUCGCACUCACCUCUCUACAUCCAGGACAAGGAUGGUGCUGCUGUUCCCACCAACGCUUUCCACAGCCCACGCUGGGGUGGGAUUAUGGUAUACAGCAUCGAGCCAGAGGCAGCCAAUGAGACUUCCUUCCCAAGGCGGGUGGACGUGGACAUGGGCCGGGUGAUGGAGGUCUUUCUGGCCCAGCUACGGUUGCUGUUUGGGAUCCUGCCGGUGCCGCUUCCAGAGGGGGCCCUGCUGGAAAGCUUUGGGAACGAAGGCCUCUCCGCCUGGGAGCUGGAUCGCCUCCUGUGGACCCGCACUGUUGAGAACGUAGCCACUGUGGCCACCACCCUGACUUCAUUGGCCCAGCUGCUGGAGAAAAUUAGCAACAUUGUCAUCCAGGACGAUGUGGCAUCGCAGGUCUUCCGUGCUGUGGAGUCGGCCCAGAAGGCGCUGCAGGAUUUGGGCAUGGGCCACCUGGAGUCUGCCUUCCAGGCCAGCAAAGAGGCCAUCAUGUCCUCCGAACGGGCCUUUUUUGACCCGUCGCUCCUGCAUCUCUUGUAUUUCCCCGACGACCAGAAGUUCGCCAUCUACAUCCCGCUCGCCCUCCCGAUGGCCGUUCCCAUCCUGCUGUCCCUGGCGAAGAUCGUGCGAGAGGCCAGGCAGAAAAAGAAGGCAGAGAAAGAGGCCACCAAAACAGACUGAGCCCCCCUCCUUGACUCUUGUGCAUGCCGUGGUGGGAGAGUUGGGGAUGCAGAGGCUGGGAGGGGGGGGGCAGCAGCACUUUGUCCCACAAAGGGGAGUUGUGGGGCACCGGGAUGACUAGGAUGGCUUGACCAGGAUGGCUUGACCACAGAAGUUUCUGCCGGACUCUAAGAUGGAAGUUUCCGCUACACUCUCAGCUGGAAAUGUCCUGGAGCAGAGAAAUUGCAGCUCAGUCUGUACUGGAGUGGGCAGGCCUUUCGGGGAAGGGGGGGGACCUACAGAGGGCUUUGCUGCUGGUGGAAGGUGGGGGGGCUGGUUCCUUCCUAGACCACCAAGAGUCACAAGUGAAAGCUGUUUGGGGCAUAGGGGCCUGUGCAGGAGGAGAUGUGGGGGUGGGAGCAUUUCCCUCCACACACACACCCCUACUCCUGCAGAAACUGGCUAGCUCUAGGGAAAGAGGCAUGUUGGACUAAUCCUGUCUGCUUGCCGGGAGGAUGGGGUUCUGGCAGGGAGGAAGGGGGCUGCCUCUCCUGUAUCAAACCUAUCUUGAGUCUGCAAUAAAAAGUCCCACCAUCUGGAAGCCUGGUCACUCCUGACUCCUUUCUGGCCUCUGUGUUGGGGGUGAACCUGGGGUGGGAUGCUCCCUCUAAGCUGUGGCGUCUUGUGAGCAAAAAAAUUAAC
Molecule: messenger RNA, 2324 nt
Organism: Gekko japonicus
Lineage: Eukaryota; Metazoa; Chordata; Lepidosauria; Squamata; Gekkonidae
Gene: PIGS
Product: phosphatidylinositol glycan anchor biosynthesis class S
Exons: 12
Coding region: 36-1643 (535 amino acids)
Biological process (GO): attachment of GPI anchor to protein
Cellular component (GO): GPI-anchor transamidase complex
Source: RefSeq, a predicted model, not a curated record